UCGCCUGUUCAAGGUCCACUGCCGGUCAAGUUCCCGCUUCCAGAUCCCAGAAACCCCUUGUCUCUCAAGCCGGGAUCUCUCAAUUUCGACUCUUCAAAGUCUGCCCUGGUCAAGACUGAGAGUGUUUCUGCAGCGAUAGCCGGGGCUAGAGCUGCCGCGACUCAGUAUUCGAGGAAGGGUAGUACUGCUGCCACUAGCAGUGAGAUUCAAACUCGAGGGAAAUCGAGGGAGAAUCAUGCCGAUGGCAGUUCAGGGAGUGGGGCUCUGCCGUCUGUUGUCCAGAACAGUCAAUCGCAUCUGCAAAACCAGGAUCCAUCGCCUGUUGUCCACAACAGUCCAUUGCAUUUGGUAAUCCAGAAUCCAUCGCCUGUUGUCCAGAACAGUCCAUCAUACUCGCAAACUCGGAAUCCUCAGUAUAUUGCUCAGAGCAGUCCAUCCUACUCGCAAACUCGGAAUUCUCAGUAUAUGGUUCAGAGCAGUCCAUCCUAUUCGCCAACUCAGAAUCCUCGGUAUAUGGCUCAGAGCAGUCCAUCCUAUUCGCGGAACCAGAGUCAAUCGUCCAAUAUCCAGAGCACUCCAUUCUAUUUCCAUGACCAGAAUCAAUCGUCCAAUGUCCACAGCAAUCCAUCCCAUUUCCAUUAUCAGAAUCAAUCUUCCACUGUCCACAACAGUCCAUCCUAUUCUCAUAAUCAGAACCCAUCGCCCAAUGUCCAGAACGGUCCAUCGUACUCGCAAAACCAUAACCCUUCUCCUGUUGCCCAGAACAGUCCAUUGUUUUUGCAACACCAGAACGCCGAGCCUCGGAGAAGUCCCAGACUACAGGGUGGAGCUCCCCACAGGCUCGUUGCAGCAGCGCUGAGAGACUUGAAGCAGUCAAGCUUGCGCGAGAGCGGGGAGCAAUCAUCAGCUCCCAGAAGCUGGCCUGAAUAAUUUGGGAACCAUCGUCAUCUGCCUGCUUCUGUGCGACGAUACCAGCUCCUUAAUUGUGUAGAGUACAAUGUAGCAUUUGCUCAUACGUUUCUGACUGAUGAUAGCAUAGCAUGAUAGUGUGGCUGUGAUAGUGCUGGCACGAUGUAUCGGGCGCAGCGCCAUGCCGUGCCCUGCGAGGUUUCCCUGCCGUUGCAGGGUAUGCGUGUAUCUUGUCAUCAUGUAACAUACAAACUUAGGUUUGGUUUGAAAUACUCCAGUGCUUAGACUAGUUGGUGGUUGGAUGUGUAUCUCAUACAUUGACAGUUAUGGGACGAUCUACCAUUGUGACGUUUGGGCCCAAAGUGCAUGGGAAUGUGAAGCAGUAAUAUUGUGCUGCACAUUAUAUAUGGGUGUGUUUGUUUCA
Molecule: messenger RNA, 1333 nt
Organism: Triticum aestivum (bread wheat)
Lineage: Eukaryota; Viridiplantae; Streptophyta; Magnoliopsida; Poales; Poaceae
Exons: 2
Source: RefSeq, a predicted model, not a curated record